AUGGCUUCUGAAGAAGCUGCUGCUAGUGUGAUGAACUACUAUGCUUCUGGUAGACCUUACCUCCACCAUCAGCCUAUUUAUAUUAAGUAUUCCAAUCACAAAGAACUCGAGACUGACAACUUACCUAAUCAGGCUAGUGACCAAGCUGAGUUGCAAGCUCUGAAUAUUAUGUCAUCUGGAAGACAGGCUGUUAGACGUGUUCGUGUUCCCGAAACUGGGCUCCCUCCAGGUCAAGCUUGUGUUCUUCGGAUCAUUAUUGACAAUCUUACGUACCCUAUCACUUUAGAAGCACUAUAUCAGAUUUUUUCUAAAUUUGGAGAUGUUUUGAGGAUUAUCACCUUCUGUAGGAACAAUUACUUCCAAGCUUUGAUCCAGUAUUCUGAUCCAAUGCAUGCAUAUUAUGCCAAAAUGUGUCUGCAUGGUCGAAGUGUCUACAGUGGGUGCUGCACUCUGUAUGUCGACUUCUCCAAGUUGGUUAGUCUUAAGAUAAGGUACAACAACAGCAAAAGUAGAGAUUUUACUCGUAAUGACCUUCCUUCUGGUGAUGACAUGGAGCCACUCAUGGCUGCUGCCUCUGGCACCCAAAAUGUCAUCAUCCCAGCAUAUGCAGGGGCUGCUGGUUUUUUGCCACCUAUGGGCUUUUCUCAAGGAAGUCUCCCCUCUCUUAGCUCUGCUCCUGGAGCCUGUGGUUCUGUUGCAGUUAUGUCUUCACCAUACGGAGAAAUGCAUAUUCCUGAUGUUACUGAUGCUCCAGGAAGUCCUGUUUUACUCGUCAGGAACCUCAACCCUGAAGCCAUCACGCCACAAAGACUCUUCAACCUCUUUGGUAUGUAUGGCGAUGUGCAUCGUGUAAAGAUCAUGUUUAGGAAGAAAGGAACUGCUUUGGUUCAGAUGGCAGAUGCAACCCAGGCUCGCUUAGCUGUGAGCUACCUGAAUCGACAGAGGGUUUAUGGAAGAGUUCUCCGUGCUGCUAUUUCAAAAUACCAGGUGGUUCAACUUCCUCGUGAAGGGCAAGAGGAUUCAAAUCUGACAAAGGACUAUACCAACAGCACUUUACAUCGCUUUAAGAAGCUGGGCACUAGGAACAUCAAAAAUAUCUUUCCUCCGUCUGCUGUUCUGCAACUGUCCAACAUCCCGCCUUCUGUUACUGUUGAUCAUCUGAAGAACCUUUUAACAAAUAUGAAACUAACUGUGAAAGCUUUCCGAUUUUUCCCGAAUGAUUCCACAAUGAUUCUUACCCAGCUGGGCUCUGUGGAAGAAGGAGUUCACGCCCUUAUUGAGCUUCACAAUUAUGACCUUGGAGAAAACCAUCACCUCCGAGUUUCCUUCUCAAAGCCUAUAAUCUGA
Apaloderma vittatum (bar-tailed trogon) is the source of this 1347-nucleotide messenger RNA. Its product is annotated as polypyrimidine tract-binding protein 3-like. The record is from RefSeq and is a predicted model, not a curated record. Gene Ontology annotation, cellular component: nucleus. The transcript has 12 exons. NCBI's taxonomy places the organism in Eukaryota, Metazoa, Chordata, Aves, Trogoniformes, Trogonidae. The coding region runs from base 1 to 1347 and encodes 448 amino acids. Gene Ontology annotation, biological process: regulation of RNA splicing; mRNA processing. Gene Ontology annotation, molecular function: mRNA binding.